Molecule: messenger RNA, 618 nt
Organism: Humulus lupulus (European hop)
Lineage: Eukaryota; Viridiplantae; Streptophyta; Magnoliopsida; Rosales; Cannabaceae
Exons: 2
Coding region: 1-618 (205 amino acids)
Source: RefSeq, a predicted model, not a curated record
AUGAACGAGCAAGAAGACAUCGAACUAGCUCCUAUUGACCUUGAGAUUGAAACAACAGUUAGAAGAAGACUAAGGGAACAACGGGCUAAAAGUCGCCUUAAUAUGGCUGAAGAGGUUGAAGGAGUUGAGGGUGCUAAUAAUGUCACUAACGCGAUUGCUAUGGCUGAUGAUAAUGAGAGAGCCAUAAGGGAGUAUGCUGCCCCCAUGUUCAAUGAGCUCAAUCUGGGCAUUGUUAAGCCUGAAAUUGAAGCACCCCAAUUCGAGUUAAAGCCCGCGAUGUUCCAAAUGUUGCAAACACAAUAUGCAACAGAGAAGCCUAUGAGCAAGCCACCUCCACCAUUUCCUCAACAUUUUCAAAAGCAGCAACAAGAUGGUCAAUUCCGAAGAUUUUUGGAUGUUUUGAAGCAACAACACAUCAACAUAACUCUGGUGGAAGCUUUGGAACAAAUGCCUAAUUUUGUGAAGUUCUUGAAGGAUAUUUUGGCAAAGAAGAGGAGGCUUGGUGAAUUUGAAACGGUUGCUUUGACUGAAGGUUGUAGUGCUAUAUUGAAGAAUAAAAUUCCUCCAAAGUUGAAGGAUCCAGGCAAUUUCACAAUUCCAAUUUCUAUUGGGGGAUGA